This is a messenger RNA of Orycteropus afer afer, 1308 nucleotides long. It is a transcript of the gene RDH10, whose product is annotated as retinol dehydrogenase 10. The record is from RefSeq and is a predicted model, not a curated record. NCBI's taxonomy places the organism in Eukaryota, Metazoa, Chordata, Mammalia, Tubulidentata, Orycteropodidae. Gene Ontology annotation, cellular component: lipid droplet. Gene Ontology annotation, molecular function: oxidoreductase activity, acting on the CH-OH group of donors, NAD or NADP as acceptor.
GGGCGCGCUUAGGGCGCAGUUUUCUGGUUUUGGCCGUUCUGACAAGCGCCCUUGGGGCGGGAGCCUGACUGCCCGGCGCGGGGUGGGAGCAUUCGCGGCCGCUGGGCUUGUGCGGGACCCCGAGCGUCACGAUGAACAUCGUGGUGGAGUUUUUCGUGGUCACUUUCAAAGUGCUCUGGGCGUUCGUGCUGGCCGCGGCGCGCUGGCUAGUGCGGCCCAAGGAGAAGAGUGUGGCGGGCCAGGUGUGCCUCAUCACCGGCGCCGGCAGCGGCCUGGGCCGCCUCUUCGCGCUGGAGUUCGCCCGGCGCCGGGCGCUGCUGGUGCUUUGGGACAUCAACACGCAGAGCAACGAGGAGACCGCGGGUAUGGUGCGCCACAUCUACCGCGACCUGGAGGCUGCCGACGCCGCGGCGCUGCAAGCUGGGAAUGGUGAGGAAGAGAUUCUGCCCCACUGUAACUUACAGGUUUUUACCUACACCUGUGAUGUAGGGAAGAGGGAGAAUGUCUACCUGACAGCUGAAAGGGUCCGCAAGGAGGUUGGCGAGGUCUCAGUCCUGGUCAAUAAUGCUGGCGUGGUCUCUGGACAUCACCUGCUGGAAUGUCCUGAUGAGCUCAUUGAAAGAACCAUGAUGGUCAAUUGCCAUGCACACUUCUGGACCACUAAGGCUUUUCUUCCUACAAUGCUGGAGAUUAAUCAUGGUCAUAUUGUGACAGUUGCAAGCUCCUUGGGAUUGUUCAGUACUGCUGGAGUUGAGGAUUACUGUGCCAGUAAAUUUGGAGUUGUGGGUUUUCAUGAAUCUCUGAGCCAUGAGCUAAAAGCUGCUGAAAAGGAUGGCAUUAAAACAACACUGGUUUGCCCUUACCUUGUAGACACUGGCAUGUUCAGAGGCUGCCGUAUCAGGAAAGAAAUCGAGCCUUUCCUGCCACCUCUGAAACCUGAUUACUGUGUGAAGCAGGCCAUGCAGGCCAUCCUUACGGACCAGCCCAUGAUCUGCACCCCACGGCUCAUGUACAUUGUAACCUUCAUGAAGAGCAUCCUCCCUUUUGAAGCAGUUGUGUGCAUGUAUCGGUUCCUAGGAGCGGACAAGUGUAUGUACCCUUUUAUUGCUCAAAGAAAGCAAGCCACAAACAAUAAUGAAGCGAAAAAUGGAAUCUAAGAAUCUUUUGUACAGAAUAUCAUUUGUAUCAGAAGAUGAUCAAACUGUUUCAAUCCAGUACACAUCAGCAUUACUGAUAUUCUCUAGAGUCUAUACCCAUGUUGACUUUUUUUUCAAAUCAACUUUUUAAAAAAAUUAAGUGUGAAUUAAC